Messenger RNA from Ophidiomyces ophidiicola, 1890 nucleotides. It is a transcript of the gene MEP10, whose product is annotated as Extracellular metalloproteinase 10. The record is from RefSeq and is a predicted model, not a curated record. The coding region runs from base 1 to 1890 and encodes 629 amino acids. NCBI's taxonomy places the organism in Eukaryota, Fungi, Ascomycota, Eurotiomycetes, Onygenales, Onygenaceae. The transcript has 5 exons. Gene Ontology annotation, molecular function: zinc ion binding; metalloendopeptidase activity.
AUGCACGGCCUUCUACUCGCAGCUGGGCUCCUUAGCCUGCCGUUCCAUGCCAUUGCCUUGACUCAACAAACGGCUGGCGUUGUUCGCCGAGGCGUUGAUCUGGACUCCUUCCGUAUGGUGGAGAAAUCCAACUACAUGAACUCGGGCGAAGUGCAGGUGAACGAAUCUAUUGCGCCUCUUGUCGGCAACUACGUUGAUGUCGCGACUCGGCUGGUGAAGCAAACCGUGCAACGGGUAACCUUCCGCCUCGUGGGUGAUCACUACAUUAGUGAUACGGGCAUGGGCCACGUUCGAUUCCGACAGACUAUAAACGGGAUUGACCUUGAUAAUGCCGAUUUUAAUGUUAACAUUGGCAGAGAUGGAAAGGUCUUCUCCUUUGGCAACUCUUUCUAUACCGGCAAAAUUCCCAACUCCAAACCAAACUUGACUCAGGAUUACACCAGCCCCAUGCAGGCUUUGCGCGGAGCUAUCAAUGCUCUCAAACUUCCAGUCAAGGCGGACGGUGCAACCUCCAAGGCUAUCAACGACCAAGAGUUCACAUUCCAGGGAACUUCUGGUGCCCUUUCUGACCCUACAUCAAAGCUUGUUUAUAUCGUGAAAGCCGAUGGAACCUUAGCUUUGACAUGGCGAGUAGAAACAGACAUUGGUGAUAAUUGGCUUUUGUCCUAUGUUGAUGCCAAAGAUAGCAACAAAGUGCACAAUGUCGUUGAUUAUGUUGCCCAUGCCACAUACAAAGUCUACCCAUGGGGUCUUGCUGAUCCUACUGAAGGUAAUCUUCAAACUCUAACAGACCCGUGGGAUAUUAAGACAUCUCCAUUUACCUGGAUUGGUGAUGGGGCUACAAACUACACAACCACCCGUGGCAACAAUGGAAUAGCACAAGAGAAUUUUAGUGGAGGAAAUGAAUAUCUCAACAACUAUCGACCAAACAGCCCUGCACUUAAAUUUGAAUAUCCAUAUUCACCAUCAAUGAACCCUCCCAAAACAUACAUUGAUGCAUCACUCACUCAACUAUUCUACAGUGCUAAUACGUUCCAUGAUCUUCUUUACAAACUUGGUUUUAAUGAAAAGGCAGGAAAUUUCCAGACAAACAACAAUAACAAAGGUGGAAAAGGAGGUGAUGCCGUGAUUUUGAAUGCCCAGGAUGGCUCUGGAACAAACAAUGCAAAUUUUGCAACCCCUCCUGAUGGCAGACCUGGGAGAAUGCGAAUGUAUAUCUGGACUAGAGCCAACCCCCCGCGUGAUGUUUGUUUUGAGGCAGGAACAGUGAUUCAUGAGUUUACCCAUGGUCUUUCAAACCGCUUGACUGGGGGCCCUGAUAAUGCCAAUUGUUUGAACGGUAUGGAAUCCGGAGGCAUGGGUGAGGGCUGGGGAGAUUUCUAUGCCACUGCUGUCAGGCUAAAGCCCAAUGAUACCCGCAAAACAGCAUAUCCAAAGGGUGGAUGGGUUUCAAAUAACCCCAAGGGCGUUCGUCAAUAUCUAUAUUCGACUGAUCUCUCGGUAAAUCCUCUUGUCUACACUUCCAACAAUAAUCUGAGGGAAGUGCAUGCUAUUGGUACUGUCUGGGCUACUAUGCUCUAUGAGGUCUUGUGGAAUUUGAUUGACAAACAUGGCAAAAAUGACGGCCCUAUGCCUGAAUUCCGCAAUGGUGUCCCUACCGAUGGUAAAUUCCUCGCUAUGAAGCUUGUGCUUGAUGGUAUGGCGAUUCAACCAUGCAUGCCAAAUUUUGUCCAGGCUCGUGAUGCUAUUCUCGAUGCUGACAAGCAUCUAACCGGUGGUAAGAACAAAUGUGAGAUUUGGAAAGGCUUUGCAAAACGCGAAUUGGGCGUCGGCGCGAAGUUCGGCGCAACUCGCACUGGCAGCAAGGAAGUUCCACGAGAGUGCCAGUAG